This is a messenger RNA of Porites lobata, 3871 nucleotides long. The record is from the annotation of a GenBank genome assembly. NCBI's taxonomy places the organism in Eukaryota, Metazoa, Cnidaria, Anthozoa, Scleractinia, Poritidae.
AUGGUGGAUAACAGUGUUAGGCCGAAUCGAGUAUGCUCUGAUCUUUGUGGCGCGGAUGCCAUGCACCAUCAGGCAUGUAGCGUUAACUUUCGCACUGGAAAACAGAUCCCGCAUAAAUAUGUCGCUAACAACACUCCCAACAAAACAAAGAGGUUACCGAAAGGAAGGCCAGAAGACGUUGCUAAAAACACAGCAUUUUUGAAAGUUGCUCAUUUUGUCGAGGAAAAUGAUGAGAAGAUGGAAGAAUUUCUCCAAAAUUCAGAGGAACAAGCUUAUAGUGGUGUGUACAUGAAAAAGAAGUUGCGAGAUCAUUUUGGUGAUAGAAUUGUGAUGACUACAACAAAGAAGCAGGCUAAUAUAGUCACUCUCCAAAGUAGAGCGUCUUCAAUAAUCAACGAGUUCUAUUCCCAACCAAAAAAGGAAGAUUGUGAGGCAGAGAAGACCAAAAUCAUUAAAGCUGCAGCAAAUCUAAUGAAGAGUGAUUUUAAAAAAAUAGAUGUCACAAGUGAAAAUUAUCCAUCCAGUGUCAAGAUGUCUUCUAUUCAGUCAGCUUUAGACUUUGGCCUUGAUCUCCUGGAGCUUUUCUUGAGAACUCUUUUUGUAGGCAAGGAUGUUGACUGAAAGGUUGCUUCAAUUGGCCAAGCGAUUAUGCAAGCAGUUAGACCAAGAGUACUAUUAGCACCUCUUCAUCUUGGACUCGGUAUACAGAUGCAUCAUCAUUUCGGAUCUAAAUUCCUAAUCGAUUCACUUCAUGCCCAUGGAUUCUGCUCGUCGUAUGCCACGGUAUUGCAAUACGAGCGAAAUGCAGCCGUAGCUCAAGGUACGGACUUGCCAGGUCAUAUCUCAGAUCAGUUCAUUCAGUACGUAGCGGAUAACGUAGACCACAACACAAGACCUUUGGACGGAAAAGGAACAUUUCAUGGAAGGGGUAUCAUUGCAACAAUUACUCCUGGUGGAAGAAUAAGCAAGUUAGUACCAAAGAAAGAUGUGUCUCCCGAGGAAUUGGCUGCAGCCGGAGAAACAAAUAUUUGUCAUUACAGAAAUCAAGCAGGACACACCACACCGCUGUUUUACAAAGAGUUGAAGGAUUUGAGAAUAGAAGAUGCCUCAGCAAAUCUCGACCUUAUUUGGAAGAUGACUCCUGGCUGGUUGGGGUUCAUGCAAAUGGUUUGUGAAGGGCAUUACCCUGGCCAGUCAAAGAUCGCUUUUCUUUCAGUGAUAGACUUGCAACCCACCGUUAUGACGUGCGUGUAUUCCACACUUUCAUUCAUAUGUGACCACGCAAAGCGUUACAGUGUGACACCAAUUGUAACAUUUGAUCAGCCCCUUUGGUGGAAGGCAAUGAUCAUCGUCACAAAUGAGCCUGAAACUAGUGACCUUAAGUUGGCUGUUCUGAGGUUAGGAGGUCUGCAUAUUGAAAUGAGCUUUCUUGGCUGUAUUGGGCACGUAAUGUCGGGUUCUGGUUUGAAAGAGGUUCUUGAAUUAGUGUACGCAACGAAUGCAGUGGGUCAUAUGCUAAGUGGUAAAGCAUUGGCCAGAGCAGUCAGAGGUCACAUUUUAGUUGAUUCCGUUCUUAAUGCAUUGUUAGUGAAUAUAACGUUUGGUAGUCCCUUACCAGCGACUAUAGGACUAGACACUGAAACAGGUGUUAAUCUUGGGGAUAAAGAAGGAGAACUGAAUGCGUCUGAUGUACAAGCUGCUGAUCAGGACCUCAAAAAGGUAGAGGAAUUGUACAAAGAACUCGUCAAGGACACUACGAAGGCAAAGCAGGUUGGAUCCACUGAAGUUCUUCUAAAGGUUGCAGAAAAGCUAGAAAGCAAGAGAGUCUCCAUGCACAAUCAGCGGACAGCCACUAUGUGGAUCCAAUACAUGAAUAUGGUAGACACAUUGCGCACCUUUAUUAAAGCUGAACGGACAGGCAAUUGGAAUCUUCAUCUCCAAACAGUCCGCGAAAUGCUGCUCUAUUUUGCAGCUGCAGGUCACAAUCAAAUCAAGAUUCUUUUUCCAGGUUAGGAGCUAAACUUUUGAACGCAAUUCCUAACGAAUUUCGUCAACUCUCCAGAGGAGCUUUUAAAAAAAAUUUCAUGACUUUUUGCUCUCGAUAAUGGAAGCAGAGGACGAUUAUGUUGAAGUGCCCAUUCUACAAAAAAUGCCAAAUUCUGCAUCCUCGACUCAAUAUACUAAUAAUCGAUAGGUUUCUGUUAGUAGUAACUUUGAUUGUAAUAUCAUUCUGUAAGACUAUAUACUUUGUAACUUUAGCUUGUUUUUCUGUAAUUCUUAUUUAUCGACAUAGUUUAUUUAGUUACUUUACAAUUAUUAUAUUAUCUGUUAUGACUGCUGUAACCUUUCCUCUCCGCCCGCCUCGUCUAGCUUUUGCUAUUUGCGGGUGGAGAUGGCAAAAUGAUGUGCAUGAAAUAAAGUAUAGUGUGUGUGUGUGUGUGUGUAUAAUUACGUGAAAUCCGCAUACCUUUAUUUACAACUUAAGUGUGACCUCCACAAAACACACCCCGAUGUGCAUAAGAGUUUUCAAGAUGGCCUGCAUGUUGUGCGCAAAAGUGAUCGUUACUGGUCUCGCCUUUCUACUGACUUGGUUAUAGAGCAGGUCCUUAUGCGUAGUUUAAAGGCAAGUGGUGGGCUUACCCGAGGUCGAGGGAUGACCGAAGCACAACGUUUGGCUUGGGUGAUGUCCAUGCCUGCGUGUGCAGAGGUUAACAGUGCCAUGCAAAAUCCAACUGACAUUGUAAACAAUACAAGUGAGCAGCACAAGGAAGCAACGAAAGCGAGACAGGAACGCGGCCAUAAAGAUGCUCAUGAGAUCGUUACUUUUCUCUCUCUGAGAAAUCGGUUCAGAGCAGAUCCAUCAUUACGCAGCAUCACGACCGGCAUUGUAGCAGAGGAUAACGUUAACGCUGAUAAAGCGAAGGAAGUUGGAGAGAAAAUACUAAGUUCGUUAAGAGGCAAGAAUGUUUAUGAUCAUUCCUUUCGAAGAAAAGAUCAGGUAGUUACAAUGGCCUCAAAAGCAGCUGUGAAGUUUGAUGAUGGCAAAAUCCAGGUGGACCCUCAGCUAUUGUUUCAGAGACUUAGUAUUAUUGCCACUGGAGGACGGUUCGACAAUCCUAAGUCACUAUUUAAGUACGAGAUGUGCAGCUACGCGCAUGCCCUAUUCGAUACGUCUCUACUACCCAGAAAAGCGAACAAACCAGUCUUAGUAGAUGCCAUCUGGACUGAUGUUAAAAUACGUCCACUGAAGUUACAGGAAACGUUCGUUUUGUUCUUGAUGGAGGUGCCCUUAUUCAUCGUGUCUCAUGGCAUCGCAUUUUUACAUACGACGCCAUUUAUUCCGUUUAUAUUCAGUGCGUUAUCCAAAGGUAUGGAAAGGCCACGGUCGUAUUCGAUGGAUAUAAGAAUGGGGCAUCCACCAAUGAUUGUACUCACCAAAGGCGUACAAGUUUAUCCCACGCCAACAGUUGCUUUUGAUAGUAGCAUGGUUGCUAAGGUAAAGAAAGAGGAAUUUCUUGCUAGCAAGGUGAACAAGCAAAAGUUUAUUCUUCAUCUAGGAGAAAGAUUGCAACAGUCGGGAUGUACGGUUAACCGCGCCGCAGGGGAUGCAGGUCUUCUCAUUGCCCAGACCGCCAUUCAGUCUGCGAGAUCACUUUCGACCGUUCUUGUCGGUGAUGAUACUGACCUCCUGGUGCUACGUUGCUUCUAUGCGGAAAUGGAUGCGCACGAUUUGUUCUUCAGGCCCGAGCCCAAGCAAAGUUCCAAGACGAAGAGGGUAUGGAACAUCAUAGAGACAAAACUUGCUUGGCCCCUCCGUUUGCAAAAACACUUUGUUUGUUCAGGCAUUGCUUGGAUGCGACACGACUUCUAG